AUGGCGGCCUUCUUCAAAACAACCUCCUGUCAGGAAUCGCUGCACCAGCAACAAGACGAUAGCCGAGGUGUGGACGCUCUAGCGCUGCUCGGAAGGUCCUCCAACGAUCGCAACCCGAUCAUUGAGUCUGUGCUCGCGCAGGCAGCAGGCUCAAAGUACAAUCAAUGCCUUCUUGCAAUUCUGGCAGGUGUCGAAAUCAACAAAUUGGAUGACUUGCUGGCAAAGUUCUGGUGGGAGAUUUUCGACCGAUCUGAAUGCCACCUGGCAGUCGAAGGCAACAUCAAAGAAGUUGACCAUGGUGGCAAGCCCUGGGAAGUGAGUCUAGUUUCUCGUUGCUUCCCAUGGAAUGCUGCUUUUCGAUGA
Penicillium brevicompactum is the source of this 363-nucleotide messenger RNA. RefSeq lists its product as uncharacterized. The transcript has 2 exons. The record is from RefSeq and is a predicted model, not a curated record. Bases 1 to 363 code for a protein of 120 amino acids. NCBI's taxonomy places the organism in Eukaryota, Fungi, Ascomycota, Eurotiomycetes, Eurotiales, Aspergillaceae.